Haemonchus placei is the source of this 2568-nucleotide messenger RNA. The record is from the annotation of a GenBank genome assembly. Lineage: Eukaryota; Metazoa; Nematoda; Chromadorea; Rhabditida; Trichostrongylidae.
AUGUCGAGCAAGUUUCGCUCAGUGAAGUCCGAUGACAACGUGGAUUUGAACAAUUGCAUGGAAAUGGGCGGUGAUAUUGGGCUCGGUCUAGGGUAUGUCGAAGUGCCUCGUGGAGAUAGCAUAGAGAAGAAAUACGAACUCGGUCGCACACGAUUUGUAUUAUUACAUGCACCGUUUGCUCUUCUUGAAAAGCAGGCACAACUUCUUUCUGUGAAGCUUCCUGUUCAACAAAGCGAUGUGGAUUUUCGGGACAGAACAUCGCUACCUGGUUUUGUAGACAGUAUUCUUUCUCGCGCUGGUUUAUUUGAUUUCGAUGAGCGUGUGAAGAAAGUACUGGAGGAGCCGGAUUUUUUCACCGCACCCUACUCGAGUGACCGUCGGCAACAAUUUGUUAACUGGGAUCGACCGGAUAUUUUGUUUCCUAAUGCAGAAAGAUCACGAAUGGUCUAUGAUUUGCUCACUCGAGCACAUUAUGAUUCUGUAACGGACAGAGGAAAGCGUACAACUCAGUACCGAUUUGGUAUUGAACGACUGCUAGCCCAAGGAGUAUAUAACGCAGCUUACCCACUGCAUCAGACGAUUCGGGAUCAUCUGCCUAGAGGAGGUGAGGUGUCUCAGCGAGAACUACUCUACAAUCACUGGGUGUCGUGGAGAAAUAUUCUGAAGUAUCAGCCUUUGGACUGCAUAAAAAGAUAUUUUGGCACCAAAGUCGCUUUCUACUUCGCUUGGUUGGGUUACUAUACAAGGUCAUUAUAUACGGCAGCGCUAUUGGGAAUCAUAGCUGUUUUGUUUGGAAUUUGGAACUUGUCCGAGGAUGUAGUCAGCAAUGACAUUUGCGGCAAUGAUGGUGUAGGAGCAACUACCAUAAUAUGCCCUCAAUGUGAUAAUUACUGUGACUUUCAACUUCUGAAGAAUAGCUGUCUUUAUGCAAAGAUGUCGUAUCUCUUUGAUAACGGUAUCACUGUAAUAUUCGCUGCUCUAAUGAGUGUUUGGGCGACGUUUUUCCUCGAAGGCUGGAAAAGAUACCAUGCGGAAAUUGCAUGGAAAUGGGGAUUGCUUGACUUUGUCGUUGAAGAGGACACAGUGCGUCCCGACUUCCAGUUCCGUGUGAAAACUCGUCGAUACAAUCCAGUAACCCAGCAGGAAGAGCCGUAUCUGUCUGGAAAGAAAAAAUUUGCGAAUUUUUGUGCCGGAGGAGUUACAGUUCUUUUCUUCAUGUGUCUCGUUCUUGCUGUUGUAUUCGGAAUGGUCGUUUAUCGAGUGAUUUGUAUGAGACUCUUAGCCAGUAUGGAUAAUCCAACCGUUGAUUCGUAUGCGUUCCUCAUAGUGUCCAGCACGGCGGCCUCCAUUAAUCUGUCCAUUAUAUUGUGCAUGAAUUACUUCUAUAAUUCUCUGGCACAUCGGUUGACACGCUGGGAAUGCCCAAGAACACAGGCAGACUUCGAUAACAGUUACACUUUCAAAGUGUUCCUGUUCCAAUUUGCCAACUACUACUCGUCACUGUUUUACGUUGCGUUCUUCAAAGGAGUCCUUUCGCAAUUACCUGGCACGAAGGAUAACGAUGGCAAUGUAAAAAUUGCAGGAUAUCGGCUAGAGGGAUGCGAUCCAGCUGGCUGCUUUGUUGAGUUGGUAAUUCAGCUCGCUAUUAUUAUGUGUGGAAAACAAUUCUUCUCAGCUCUCGUGGAAUUCGCUUACCCGAAUUUCAUGAGAUUGUUGAGGCGGUGGCAGUUGAUGGUUCCAAUCGUUGAGACCAAAGAGCAGCGUAGGCAACGUAUAAGUGAAGAAACAAAUAAGAAAGCAGGCCACGUGAUGAACAGAUGGGAGGCUGACUAUUAUUUGAACCCUACCUAUGAUCAGUUCUUAUUCGACGAGUAUUUGGAAAUGGUGCUGCAGUUCGGAUUCGUCACAUUGUUUGUGGCAGCAUUCCCAUUAGCUCCUCUGUUUGCGGUUCUCAAUAAUAUUUUCGAAAUCAGGCUCGAUGCCUACAAGUUUCUUCUCACGAUUCAGAAGCCCGUUCCUGCUCAGGCGAAGAACAUCGGUGUGUGGUUGAGCAUCCUGGACAUGAUCAGCAAGUUCACUGUUCCGAUCAAUGCGCUUGUGAUAGCGUUCACGUCGGACUUCAUUCCGAGGACGUUGUACCUCUUAGCUAAUAGUUCAAUGAUUGGCUACGUUGACUCAUCUCUGUCGUACUUUGAUGCUACCGAUUUCGACAUUAAAUCCACGCAAUUCCACAAUGUCACCCAGUGCAGGUAUCGCGGGUUCCGUCGAUCCCCAUGCUCGUUAAUGUCGGAGAGGUGGACGGUAUAUGGCUCGGAAGGAUGUGAUGACAAUUUAGGAUACUCAUUGGUUUGGUGGAAGGUGUUUGCCGCUCGGUUGUUGUUUGUGGUCAUUUUCGAGCAUAUCGUCUUUGUGAUCAAAUUAUUGAUUGAAUAUCUGAUCCCUGAUGUUCCUGCAAGGAUAUUCGUUCAACAGCAACGGGAGAAGUAUCUUGUAAGAAAAGCCUUACUAAGUGAACUCGUGUCAGGGAAGUCAUCAGCAAAUGGGCCUUCGUCUGAGCGAAAAGCGUAG